Molecule: messenger RNA, 1959 nt
Organism: Symbiodinium necroappetens
Lineage: Eukaryota; Dinophyceae; Suessiales; Symbiodiniaceae
Source: the annotation of a GenBank genome assembly
AUGAUCAAGGUCCCCAGCGUGGCCGCCCUGAUGCUGAAGAUGGACCACGACUAUGGUCACGACGCUCCCCUGAACGGCAUCGUGGCCAUGCAGGGGCUGGUUUCCAAAACACGCACCGAGGAGAUGCUGCAGUGGGUGGUCGGAUGCAUUGACCAGUACUUUGAGUGUGGCUACUUGGUCAAGGGGGAGCUCACCACUCGGCAGAUCAACCCUGCUGGCGGCACUAAGGGUACAGUCGACCUUUUCAUGUACAAGAAAGACAUCUCCGAGCACUUGCUCGGUGGCUUCCUCGAUGAAUUGGUGGAUGACCAUGACAUCAGAAGAGAAAUUCGGAAACGUUUGGCGAGCCACUCCUGCCACCACAAUUACUUCGGAUGGCCUCGCGAUGCCGAGGCUACGGACCUUACCUGGUACUCGGCCUGGGCUGAGGGCUGCCGGGAGGUGCUGAGCUACGGCGCCUUUGAGACUUUGGUGCAGGAACUCAAGAGUGCCAUCGAGAAAGAUCGCAAGGCCAGCGGGCAGGAAUUGCCGGGAACUGCUCCGGCAGCACCCGCUCAAGCUUUCAAGGAUGCGACGGACAUCCCCGAACACAUCUUGUCUGCCAGCCUGGACGAUCUUGAUAGCGAUGAGGAUAAGAUCUUGAAGUACCGAGCCAUGGCCAUGCACGAAGUCAAGACCCGCAUCAAGCUCAUCGUCGAGCCGAGCUCCGACGAGGCCUUCGCCACAGCUAUAGCUGAUACUUCAAUUGGGCAGCUUCGCGGUGACAGCCAGAAGAAAAUCCUGUGCCUCUACGACAUCAAGAAAAGCGGCGAAUCGGUGACGGCUCCGCAUCUCAGACCGCCGUCCUUUCGCAAGGAGCACGCCCAAAAAGGUCUGAGAGCUGUGAUGGCAUCGCGGGGAAGGAGUGAGGAGAUGCACGAAGGAGAUGUCUUCUUCGUGUACGAUGCUGGCAAAAUGGGUAACGAGAGGGCCAUCAGCAGUUUGCUCUGCACGAACGAGGGCAAGCGUAUUGCCCACGACAAGCGGAAUAUCUUCUUGAUCUACACCGAGGUGGAGAUCCUGUACAUCUUCACGAAAAGCAAUUUGGAGCUGGCCGAAGCGAAGCACCCGAUCUAUGGCGGCAGCACCGCUGGGAAUCUCGUCGGCCCCAUCCAGCUUGAGAGUUUCCAGGAUUGCACUUGGCAAACAACCUUUGAGGAGAAGAAGAAAAUGCUGGGGAGCUUCCGAGUGGCCGUUGGUGGGACGACGGACGGUGCUGAUUCGACCCCACGCCCCAUGUUCAAGAACAGCGAGCUCAAGUACAAGAAGCAGCACGGGGCCGCUGAAAGCUGUGACGGGGAGUAUGAGCCUUUCAGCUUUCAUGGACUUCCAUGCGACUACUACAAGGACAUGAUGAGGACCUGGAACCCCAAGUGCAUCGUGGACCUCACCGCGGGUGACUUGGCGGCAGCGUUCGUGGCAAUCGAACUCAAGUUGCCGUACCUCGGUGUGAUGUUCAGUGAAAAGCACCUCACGGAAGGCUACAAGCACAUCGCGGACAUGACUUUCCGUGCCAUGUCCGAGGAGUCCUCUCCGUUGUAUGAGCCUAAGCUGGCUGCUCUGCUGAAUCCUGGUGGCACUGACAAUGCCAAAGGCAGAGGACGUGGCAGGGGAAAGGGACGUGGCCGGGGUCAGAAUCAGCAGGAAGGCACCGGCACCGGUGGCAACAACCAGGAGGAGGUGGAUGUCUUGCACGGCGGGGGGCCAGAGGGUCAGGUUGAGACUCAGACUCCGGGAUCGGCGGAUGCAGGAGGCUCCAAUGCCAAUGCCAAUGAGAGCCAGGGCGGAAGCGGCAGCGAGCCGAAAAAAAAGAAGCAACGCACUGGCACAGCGAGUGCCAGCGGUCCCGCGGGCGGUGGCAAUCAGACCAGUCUUGACCACCUCAUGAAUCAGUUGAAGACUCUGCGCAGUGGCAAGUGA